Molecule: messenger RNA, 1749 nt
Organism: Capsicum annuum
Lineage: Eukaryota; Viridiplantae; Streptophyta; Magnoliopsida; Solanales; Solanaceae
Product: transcription factor TCP15
Exons: 1
Coding region: 465-1565 (366 amino acids)
Cellular component (GO): nucleus
Molecular function (GO): DNA-binding transcription factor activity; sequence-specific DNA binding
Source: RefSeq, a predicted model, not a curated record
GUUAGCUAACUACUUGAACUUUCACUUUAUUGGUCAGAGUUCGAUUUUGUACUUUGUAAUUCGUUCUUCGAUUUCUCAUUCCCCUACCCCUAAUACUCCUUAUAUAAUCAUUAUUUUCUAAAAAAAAAAAAAAAGUACCCUAUACCUAGCUAGUGUGAUUCCAUAUACGAGGAAUCUGAAACGGAUAAAAUAUAUGCAAAUUUUAUCCCUACCUUGUAAGGUAGAGAUUAUUUUCAAUAGAAAGAAAGACUAGAUAAAGAGACCCACAAAAUCCUUUCUUGAGAGUCAUCCAUUAGAGAAUAAAGAUAGAUAAAAAAAUAGAUAGAUAGAUACAUCAUAUUAGAUGUACCAUUACCACUACUACUAGAUGUACCACUACCACUACAACUAGCUAUCUACCUUAGCUCCCACUUUCAAACACAUCCCACAACAAAGAAACAGACCACCACUUUAAUUUUCUUACAAUGGAAACUGGCCAUCAUCAUCAUGAUAAUAUUAUAAACUCCCUCCAAAGGCCAAAUUUCCCCUUACAAUUGUUAGAAAAAAGAGAUCAAGAUCAUACAAUAUGUUCAAAUUCAUCUCUAUUUCAUCCUACUUUACACAUGACCACCUCUAGUACUUAUGAUGCAAUUUGUGUUGAUGAUCAAAAACCAAAAAAUCAAGAAGAACCAAACAAGAUCAAACAAGCAAAGAAAGGCACAACAAAAGACAGACACACAAAGGUCGAUGGUCGUGGUCGUAGAAUUCGAAUGCCAGCAACAUGCGCAGCUAGGGUUUUUCAACUCACUAGAGAAUUAGGUCACAAAUCUGAUGGUGAAACUAUUGAAUGGCUAUUACAACAAGCUGAACCUGCUGUUAUUGCUGCUACUGGUACUGGUACAAUUCCAGCUAAUUAUUCAUCACUUAAUAUUUCUGUAAGAAGUGCUAGACACCAUACUACUAGUGCCAGUAAUUAUCUAGCACAUAAUAAUUUCGGUCAUGUUCAUCAUGACCAAAAUUAUUUUAAUGGGAUGGGGUUAUUUUCGUCUGAAAAUUCAUUUUUCCCCAGUGGGAAUUUGAAUGUACAUGCCAUGUUACAAGCGAAGGAGGAACUAUGCGACAAUAGGGACCAAGUUGAUAAUAACGAUGAUAAUAUUGGACGAAUUAAGCGGAGGUCAGAAGGUCAAGAUUUACUGCAAAAUCACCAAAUGGGUAAUUUGUUGCAAUCUAGUACUUAUGGGUCAAUUCCAGCAAGUCAUCAAAUUGGACAAAAUCCUGCAACAACAUUGUAUAUGAUGACAAACAAUACUAGUACUACUACUAAUAAUAAUUCUAGUCAUCAUGACACUAGUAAUUGUUCUAUGUGGGCAUCUCCUAGUAACAAUAUUGAUAACUCAACUAUUAGAGGAGGGCUAUUGAAUUUUAUGAAUUUUCAUCAACCUAUUUUGGAAACACGUGGCGGUGGCGGGACGGCAGCGGAAGGCCAAUGGGGGAUGUUGACGGCGGCGAUGAACAAUUAUAGGCAAAGUGAUCAUGCUAGUGGUUCUAAUCUGCAUAGUGGAGCAGAUGAUCAUCAUCAUUCCUGAAAUGUAUGUAUUAUAUUUUUUGUUUAUGCGAGAUAUUUUGUGCACUAGAUUGUCUUUUUUUUAAGAUUUUAUUUUUAAUAUCUUUGAUAGUGUACUUGUAUGAGGAAAUUAGAUAUAGUAGUUAUAUAUUGUAAUUUCUACUAGUAGAUUGCAUUAAUAACAAGGAAAAAUAAAUUUCUUGGAA